GUUAUGACUGGUGUGUAGCAACAAUAAAAAAUUCUGAAUAUGCUAGAUUGGCAUCUGAUUUGGAAAUCAACAAAGCUGUGAUGUUCCUGAAACAAAAACAGCUUCCAGAAGCUAUCGCUACUCUGAAGGCUUUCGAAAGGGAUUCUAAUAUUGCCAUCAAUGCAGCUGUUAAUUUGAGCUUUAUAUAUUACUUGCAAGGAGAUUAUGACAAUGCUGUGAAAUAUGGUGAAGUUGUUGAGAAAGCAAAUGCCAAAAGUGCUGAUGGUUUUGUGAAUUAUGGAGCUUCUUUAAUGGCAAAGGGAAAUCUUGACGAAGCAAUAUUGUGUUUUCAAAAGGCAUUGGAAUGUGACCCGACAUUUUUUGAAGCAAUAUUCAACCUGGGCCUAUGUUUGAAAAGGCAGGGACAUUAUGUGGAGGCUUUGGGUUGCUUUCAGAGAUUUUCUGGCUCUCUUGCGUUAUUGCCUGCCGUUGUAUAUCAGGUGGCUAAUCUGUUGGAACUGAUUGGAGAUAACGAAGCAGCUGCAGAUACGUAUCAGCAACUUCUUGGUUUAGUGCCUACAGAUGCAAGGGCUCUCCAGAAGCUUGGAGAGUUAUAUGAUAAUGAGGGUGAUAAGCAACAAGCUCACCAUUAUCACAGUGAUUCUUACAGAUAUUACCCUGCGAAUCUUUCAGUUAUCGACUGGCUCGGUUCCUACUACAUAGAAAUGCAAGUUGUAGAAAAGGCACUUGCUUACUUCGAAAAAGCCGCCAUAAUGCAACCUAAUGAACCAAAAUGGAACAUGAUGGUGGCGGGUUGUCACAGACGCAGCGGCAACAUGCACAAAGCGUUGACUCUGUAUCAAGAUAUCCACAAACAGUUUCCGGAAAACGCCGAAUGCUUGAGAUUUCUCGUUAGAUUGUGUAGCGAUUUAGGCAUGAGGGAAGCUCAGGAGUACCUUUCGGAACUGAAGAAAUUGGAAAAGUCAAAGGAAGUCAGGGAAAGGGUUAAUAGCAGCAGACCUGGUUCGAGAAGAAGUAAUAGCGGAUUAUCUUCAAGGGCCGGAUCAGGAUUCAGCCCAGUACCAGAAAACACUCAACUCAGAAGCCCUCUUCACUCUGAAGGUAGACAGUCACGUUCGUCCAGAUUAUUGCAGGCCCAUAACAGUGCUGGAAGUGGUGACUCAGGUUUUGGACAACCAACAGCUGAUGCAAGUUAUAUGGACCCACUAGGUCCGAUACCAAUGAGACCGAGAACAGGAGCAGGCAAACCUUUAGAUUUUGAUGAUUUUGGAAAUGAAGAAUUGGGGGAUGAUCUUCUGCCAGAGUGAACCACGAAGUAAUUCUACUACUAAAAUGCACAUGUAUCUUCGAUAUUUAGAAUAAUUAGUUAAUUUUUCUUGGCUGA
Messenger RNA from Leptinotarsa decemlineata (Colorado potato beetle), 1384 nucleotides. It is a transcript of the gene nompB, whose product is annotated as intraflagellar transport protein 88-like protein nompB. Lineage: Eukaryota; Metazoa; Arthropoda; Insecta; Coleoptera; Chrysomelidae. The record is from RefSeq and is a predicted model, not a curated record. Gene Ontology annotation, biological process: non-motile cilium assembly; intraciliary transport. Gene Ontology annotation, cellular component: ciliary base; non-motile cilium; ciliary basal body. Gene Ontology annotation, molecular function: kinesin binding.